Messenger RNA from Xiphophorus maculatus (southern platyfish), 2047 nucleotides. RefSeq names its product carbohydrate sulfotransferase 6-like. The transcript has 2 exons. Gene Ontology annotation, biological process: N-acetylglucosamine metabolic process; carbohydrate metabolic process; sulfur compound metabolic process. The coding region runs from base 111 to 1310 and encodes 399 amino acids. Gene Ontology annotation, molecular function: N-acetylglucosamine 6-O-sulfotransferase activity. Gene Ontology annotation, cellular component: Golgi membrane. Lineage: Eukaryota; Metazoa; Chordata; Actinopteri; Cyprinodontiformes; Poeciliidae. The record is from RefSeq and is a predicted model, not a curated record.
GGAGCACCGCGGGGUUUGGGGACGCGGUGGCCCGAGCGACGACUCCCCGCUGGAAGACAGCGAGACGACGGGAAAAUAAGUUUUAAAGAAGCUUAAAGUGACCUGCAGUCAUGAGUCCCCGCUGCAGAGUGAAUUUCAACACUAUGAUUUUUCUGGUUGUCCUGCAGGGGGCAGCAGUUGUGCUCUUCUGCAACUGGUACUACCAGCUGAGCCCCUGCGACUCCCCUCCCCGAAAAGGCAAAGUUCACGUUUUGCUGCUGUCGUCUUGGCGAUCAGGUUCAUCCUUCCUGGGUCAGGUUUUCAGUCAGCACCCGUCUGUUUUCUACCUCAUGGAGCCCGGGUGGCACGUUUGGACCAAAAUAGAGAAACCUGGUGCACGAGUUCUCCGAAUGGCUGUGAGGGAUCUAAUGCGGAGCUUGUACCAGUGUGACUUCUCAGUGAUGGAUUCGUACAUGCCUGAGAACUACAAUAUGUCCACCUUGUUUAUGUUUCACCACAGUCGGGCACUGUGCUCACCUCCUGCAUGCUCCCUCACACGGCGCAGUGACAUGAGCAAUGAGACUCUUUGCCAAAAGAAAUGUGAUUCUCAAGGUUUGGAGAAGGUGGAGAAGGCCUGCCACACUUACAGCCAUGUGGUUUUAAAAGAAACUCGUUUUUUUGAGCUGGAGUCCCUUUAUCCCCUUUUUCAAGACCCAAACCUGGACCUCCGCAUCGUUCACCUCGUUCGAGACCCGCGGGCCGUGAUACGGUCGAGAGAGGAAUCAGCCAAAUCUUUUGACGUGGACAGCGCCAUCGUCUUGGAGCAAAGAAACGUACCAGCAGCCAGUGUCCAGUACGAAGUGAUGCAGGAGAUCUGCAGGAGCCACGUACGCAUCAAUGAAAGAGCAAUCCUGAAGCCACCUCCGUUUCUGAAAGGUCGCUACAAAAUGAUUCGGUAUGAAGACGUGGCACGCAACCCGCUGAAAGAGAUUAAUGAUAUUUAUGACUUUGUCGGUUUAGAGAUGACCAAUCAGAUGGAGGAAUGGAUCUACAAGGUGACCCACGGAAAAGGGAAAGGCAGCAAGAAAGAAGCUUUCCAGAUCACCUCAAGGAAUGCCAAUGAGGUGUCGCAGGCGUGGCGCACCUUGCUGCAACACAGCAAGGUCAAACGCAUUCAGGAUCUGUGCAAAGGGGCCAUGUCGCUGCUCGGCUACCGGACAGUUGACAGCGAAAAAGAGCAGAAGAGACUCGACAUAGAUCUGCUGGUUCCACGUGAACCUUAUGAGUUCAGCUGGAUUUCAGCUAAAUCUCAGCGCACAGGGAGCAGCUAGAGCAUCACGCCUCCUGUUUCAGACCUCUCAGAGGCAACAAGCUUGAAUGGUCUCCCUGUCGCUGGUAAAGCAUGGCUUUGUGAGAUACAGACACCUCAGACUGCCUGUCUUCAAGAUUUGAAUAAAAAUUACAGCUAUUUUGCGUGACAGUAUAGCAUGUGAAAGUGGGGUGAAAGACUCAGCAGAGGGUUCAGUAGAAUUUACUGACAUGUAGCCUUGUUCCUAACAUCCUCUAUGAUAGAUGGUUAGCUAUGCAGGGUUUACACUCCAUUGCAUUUCACAGGACUUCCUUAAGGGUCACAAUUGAGCUUGAAGACAAACUAAUGGCACUUGUGCUUUCCACUUUUUUCCCACUAACCUUUGUAUUUGUAUAUUAUUUAAAUGAUGAUGCCAACCUUAGCAAAAUGGUCUCCAUACACCCUAUACUAAUUAAUAUACAGAGUUUAUCUUAAUAUUCUUGGGUCCAGCGAUUCCUGGAGUCUCUCUACUGCUUUACAGGAGAAACUUGACAGGAUUUAUGGAAACUUGAUUCUCACAAUAACCAGGGGUUUCACCGGAUAAAUCUGAUUUACCUAAAUUUGUAUACAUUGGAAUGGUAUCCAGUCUCACAUGUAAUUUAGUGUAAAUCAAUGCGUUCUUUGACCGGUGUUGAGCAGGAACACGUAGGCCUGUCACGAUAAGAAAUUUUGCUGAGCGAUUAAUUGUCUCAAAAAUUAUUGCGAUAAACGAUGAUAUUG